CUGAGGACUGGGAAGGUCCAACCAAUGUUUUUCACUUGCUUUAGUGGCUGCGGCUCCCUAAUUAAUUGCAGCUAUCUGUCUCCUAUCGAUGUGUGUGUACAUGUGUGUUGUGUGUGUUUCCCUUUUUCUCCCCAAACCGAACAUGAAAUAGUUUGUUAGGCUAUACUUUCUUUCUUCCUUUCUAAUCCCCCCUUCCUUCCUUCCCGUCCUGGUUCGCUGGUGGAGACCGGGAGGACUGAAACCCAGCUGUGUUCGCCGCCCGCCUCUGCUCGCUGCCGGUUCCCCCCCUCACUGCACGGUGAUGUUGGACAUGGGAGAGCGCAAAGAGGUGAAGAUGAUUCCCAAAUCGUCGUUCAGUAUAAACAGUUUGGUGCCCGAGGCCGUGCAAAGCGACAACAACAACAGUCACCACCACCACCACCACCACCACCAGAACCAGAACCAGAGCCAGAGCCAGAACCAACACCGAGUUGCUGCUUCGGAUGAUGCGGAGCAGAAAGCGCCUCUUCCGGCCUCGCCGCCGGACGGCAAAGCUGACCCGAAAAGCGAGUCGCUGAACCUGGAGAGCUGCCCGGAGGACAAGCAGGAGGAGAAAAAAGACGGGAAAGACGGAGAGAAGGACGGAGAGAAGAAAAGCGGCAAGUACGAAAAGCCUCCUUUCAGCUAUAACGCUCUGAUAAUGAUGGCCAUCAGGCAGAGUCCGGAGAAACGGCUCACUCUCAACGGCAUCUACGAGUUCAUCAUGAAAAACUUUCCGUAUUACCGGGAGAACAAGCAGGGCUGGCAGAACUCCAUCAGACACAACCUCAGCCUGAACAAGUGCUUUGUCAAGGUGCCUCGGCACUACGAUGACCCGGGGAAGGGCAACUACUGGAUGCUGGACCCCAGCAGCGACGACGUGUUCAUCGGUGGAACCACCGGGAAGCUCCGCCGGCGCUCUACCACGUCACGGGCCAAGCUGGCUUUCAAGCGCGGUGCCCGCUUGACCUCCGGCCUGACCUUCAUGGACCGGGCAGGCUCGUUGUACUGGCCCAUGUCCCCCUUUCUGUCCCUUCACCACCCGCGGGCCGCCGGCGCCCUCGGCUACAACGGGACGUCGUCGGGAUAUCCGGGCCACCCGAUGUCCUACAGCAGCAUGCUCACGCAGAACAUGAGCAACAACCACUCGUCGUUUCCGUCCUCCAACGGGCUCAGCAUGGACCGACUGGUCGGUGGGGACCUCCCCUACGCGACGCACCACCUGACGGCGGCGGCCCUGGCGGCCUCGGCGGUGCCCUGCGGCCUCUCCGUGCCUUGCUCCGGGGCCACUUAUUCAUUGAACCCGUGCUCGGUGAACUUGUUGGCCGGACAGACAAGUUACUUUUUCCCUCAUGUCCCACACCCGACCAUGAGCUCACAGACCAGCGUCGGAGGGGGCGGCUCGUUGCAGGCUGCCCGGGCUUCGGCUUCCAAUUCCCCGCAGGCUCCCUCCUCUUCCUCGCUGCCGUGUGACACUCUGAGGCCGGCUUUGUCCGGCUCUCUGCCUGCCUUCUCCUCGGGACUUUCCGGGGGUUUGUCUGACUAUUUUACACAUCAGAACCAGGGUUCGACUUCUAACCCGCUCAUACACUAACUCCCCUGAACCUCAUGCAUCCAUCCAUUCCUCCACCCAGUCAUCCAUCCAUCCAUGAAGGAGUGAUAAUCUCAAAGUGAUUGGAACACUAACGUGAUCGUUUUUAACACUGAACAUUUACGAUGUAAAAAAGACAAAUUAUUAUAAACUACUAUUAUAGAAAAAAAAAGAGAAGAGACUUAAACUGCAAAACAAAAAAGAGCAGCACUGAAAAACACAGAAAGCAGCACUGACAUUUCCAGGCGUGCGCUUUCCUAAAUGCUGGUUUUAUGGGAACCGUUUGGAGCUUCUAGAAGAAGCCGCCUUUCCAGCUGCUCCGCACGGGGAUGUUCUGCGCUCCUCAGGGCAGCAGGUCAGAGCUGCUCACACCUGAACGGACAACAGCCUUAAAUGAAAGAGUCUCUAUUACGUUCAAUUUAUUUCUUUAUUUUACAGAAGAAUAUAUUAGAAAUAUCUUAUUAAAAGGAAACCAAUUUCUCCCGAUAGUUCUUAAAAUAAAUGUUUUAAGUUUAAUAAACCUUGCGUACAACUGGAGCUGUCAUAAUAUGCGAUAGAUAAACUUUGUAAUCAACGUUUUUUUUGACUCCCUGGGAAAAAAGAAAGGUGCAAAGUAGAUAUUGUAAAUUGAACUGAGACCUGGGUAAAUGGUGUAAAUAUGUAAAAUGACCCCAGUCGGGAUUUCCACACACAGCGCUUUUAAUUGAUGUUAAUAGCAUUUUCAUAAUAUGUAAAAAUGGCAAAAAGAUUAUUCAGUACUAAACAGGGGUCCUGCUGGAAAUAGUUUCUUCAAAAACAAUAAUAAAAAAAACCUAACUAUUUUUUACUAAAAAAAAUACAAAUCCAAAUGGUUUUAGGGGUCAAACUUUAAACCUUUGGUUUGGAGCUGGAACAUAUAAGAAUAAAGCAAAACCUCGUCAGCACAUGUAGCAGUUUGAAAAUUACUGUUGACUUUAAAUUAGUAGCUUGAUUUAAUUUCCCUUCACUUUGCACGAGCAGUUUUUAAAAAAUACUUGCUGACCCAAUAGCAUUCAUUUUAAAUGACCUGGCUUCAGUGUUGAGCUUCAGGUCCUAAAAACUGCAUUUCGUUGCAGUUUCUGUCCAUGUAAUUUAUAAUCAUCUUAAUUAUUUUUGUUAAAGAAAAGCAGAAAAUAUGUUAAAAAUAAUUUAAAAGAAUAGCACCAAUUUAGGUUUCUGGAACCAAUAAACACUUUUGAUAAGAAUCAAAACAGCUACCAGGAAUAAGAUAAAAUAAAAUAAAAAUAAUCCAAGAAAUUAAACACAAACACUUAUAUUAACAUCAUGGUGUUUCUAAUGAAAUAUCUUCAACAUUUCUAAGUUCAGCUGUUUCUUGUGUGCCUGUAUGCUUUCAAUGCUUUAGUAAGAACCUGUCUAAAAAGUGUCCGCUUUGGUAUAAAAUUAUGAAAUUCUAAAAAGAUUUCAAUGAAAGAAUGUGCAUCUCCCUUCUAUUGGAUAAAUGCAUUUAUUGUGAAAUGUUUAUUCGUUUUUGUUUAUGAUGUAUUGCUGGUAAUUGGUUUUGGCCCAGUGUUUUCUAUGAGUGAGCAUGGAUGUGUCAUGAAUCAAGCUGUUGAGAUAGAAAAGACCACAAAGUCUCACAUAACAGGUGAGAACAUGUAGCGUAGCUAGCACCUUACUAAUGCUUUUGGUCCCUUUGAAGCUUGUAGUUUAUAAUCUGGGGUCCUCAAUGUAAAGCUCAGUUGUCCAGUUUUCUGUUAGAAGAGUUUAGGCCAAACUGGAAGUUAAACCUAAAUCAUCUCCCAAAUGUGUACAUUUUCUUUUAAAACCUUUCUGAUUUCUCCUGUUAACGUCUGCACUAUUUAGCCUUUUUGUGGGAGUAGAGGAGUUCCUAGUGUGAGUUAGAAAAAAACAAACAACCAAAAAAUACCUACAAACUAUUAAAAUCCAGACCAAAGUGGAGGCAUUAGCAUUCCAGUGAUUUUGUAAAUCUGAUUACCAGGCUGUCGGUGUAAAGUUUAAAUUUGGUUUUGGUGGCUCUGAAGUCGAUUCUUAAAGUGUGAAGCUGUGAAUUCUGCUACAGCGGCAGAUGUUUUGGCUCGGAGCGUUUGAUUGUCUGAUAUGAUACAACAACAAAGACAGACUUUCAGCAGCAAUUUGUUCGUUUCCUAGAAGAUGACUGCGAGCAGAACGAGUCCAACUGUAAUGCAAGAAGCAGCCCAACAAUGGAGCUGCCGUGCAACCCAAUCUCUGUCAGCCUGAUGCUAUCUGGCCCAUGUUAAAUGGGGUGACCAGCAGUCAAAAGACAAAGGAGCAACAGAAGGACCAUGGGGGGUGGGGUGGAAGACUAACUUUUCUUUCUUUUUUUCUGUCUUUCUUUUUUUUUGGUUCUUUCCUUAGUCUCUCUCAAUUCUCCCUCUCUGUCAUUUUUUUCUCCUAUUUUACUGGUGGCUGUCUUAGGACUCGCUAACAAACUUCUUUUUCAAAGAGAAAUGUUUUUGGAUGCACAUUUUAGUUUGUUGAUGGCUCUUAGGUUUUGAAAAGAUAGUUUUCCAUCAGCAACAACAACAACAACAAAAUAAUUCCCAGAAUAUGAGAAUCUUAUUCAGCAGUUUUUCUUCUCUAACAAGGUAUUUGCACUGAAAACAAUGAAAGCUCACUACUUGGCCUGUGCCUACACAGCUGGGAAGGUAUGUCAGGACAUUUUUGACUGUCGUGUGAAAACACCUCGGGAUAGAAUAUCAGUUUUCAGAGUUUUUGUUCUUAUUGGCCCAGACCUGAUGUUUUUGGCUUUCCUUCAUGUUUAAAUUACAAGUCUGUGAAAAUAGGAACUGACUCAUAAUAUUUCAGAAACAAUGUGUGAUGUUCAGGGUUGCUGUUAUUACAUGUAUCAUUCCAAGUCAGGAAAUGGUGUAGACCAUCUGUUGUAAAUGGUAGUUUUAUUUCACUUUACAAUUAAAUUCUUUUUUUUAUUUGAAUAGAUUAAAAUGGUUUGAUAUCAUUCUUAUUUCUUUAAAGAUUUUUUGGAACAGAAUUUGACAAGAAUGAGGGUGGAGUUUUACAGAGACGUACAUUCAUCCUUUAUUCUGCGAUUGGACAUAUUGAGGGAGUGAAGUUGGCUGACGUGAUGCUAAUCACAUCUCUGCAACAAAAGCAUUUAUUCCUAUCAUUAGCUUCUCAGUACUAAACAUUCUUAGAGUGAAACACAAAAGCUUCUCAUUUGUGCACAAAUAAUUUUAGCACCACAACCAAUGCAUAAAAACAGAAGAGGGAAAAGCCUGAGGAUAAAGCCGCUUUUUUUAUUUAAAACUGGAUUGAAUUCAUGCAUAUCAUCUGUUGAGCAUGUCACAGGGUUAUUUUUAUGAAA
Molecule: messenger RNA, 4952 nt
Organism: Fundulus heteroclitus (mummichog)
Lineage: Eukaryota; Metazoa; Chordata; Actinopteri; Cyprinodontiformes; Fundulidae
Gene: foxg1a
Product: forkhead box G1a
Exons: 2
Coding region: 302-1612 (436 amino acids)
Biological process (GO): regulation of transcription by RNA polymerase II
Cellular component (GO): nucleus
Molecular function (GO): sequence-specific double-stranded DNA binding; DNA-binding transcription factor activity
Source: RefSeq, a predicted model, not a curated record